This is a messenger RNA of Lachancea thermotolerans CBS 6340, 2217 nucleotides long. RefSeq names its product acyl-CoA oxidase (gene POX1). Gene Ontology annotation, biological process: fatty acid beta-oxidation using acyl-CoA oxidase; lipid homeostasis. The coding region runs from base 1 to 2217 and encodes 738 amino acids. Gene Ontology annotation, cellular component: peroxisome. Gene Ontology annotation, molecular function: fatty acid binding; FAD binding; acyl-CoA oxidase activity. The transcript has a single exon. The record is from RefSeq and is a predicted model, not a curated record. Lineage: Eukaryota; Fungi; Ascomycota; Saccharomycetes; Saccharomycetales; Saccharomycetaceae.
AUGACGAGGAUCACAACGAAUGAAUUCAGCGGCCCGACGUUCAAGCCACAGGCUUUUAUCCAGCACGAAAGACGCGAGUCUCAGCUCAACAUAGAUGCGGUGAAUGUUUUCCUGGAGUCUGACCCUGCUAACGCACAGCUUACGCACGACCUGGUCACGGAGGUGACCAUGGAUCCCGUGCUUAAAACUGGCAGCGAGUAUUACGACAUGAGUAAGGACCAGCAUCGCAGAGCAACCGCGCUCAAGAUUGCUAAGAUGGCCGUGUACUUGGAGCAGGACAUAAAGCGGGCCGCCCGUAAUUACCGUGGCGGCGCAGUGGAGAAGUUUCAGACUAGUGACAAGACGCCUAUUCUGACUGCACAGGACCUCGCAAUCUUUGACAAAAGACUUUCUAUCAUCUCGAACCAGGACCCACAGCUAGGAACCAGGAUUGGUGUUCAUCUCGGUCUUUUCGGCAACUGCAUCCGCGGUAACGGCACCAACGAGCAAAUCCGCUAUUGGCUCCAGGAGAAGGGUGCGCUGUUCCUGAAAGGCAUAUACGGUUGUUUCGCUAUGACUGAGCUGGGCCACGGCUCCAACGUUGCGCAGCUUCAGACCCGCGCUGAGUACAACAUUCAGACAGACACGUUUUUAAUAAAUACGCCAAAUCUGCCCGCGACCAAGUGGUGGAUUGGUGGUGCAGCGCACUCUGCAACCCAUGCCACUGUGUACGCGCGUCUUAUCGUCAAGGGCAAAGACUACGGUGUCAAGACCUUUGUUGUCCCUCUCAGGGACCCGGGCACAUUCCAGCUUUUGCCCGGAGUUUUCAUCGGUGACAUUGGCACCAAGAUGGGUCGCGACGGCAUUGACAACGGAUGGAUCCAGUUCAAAAAUGUUGUCAUUCCUCGCGAGUUUAUGCUCUGCAGGUUUACAAAGGUGAUCAGGUCUGAGCAAGGCGACGACGCAAAGGUGUGGUCUGAGCCCACUCUGGACCAAAUAUCAGGCUACAGCGCCCUUUUGAACGGCCGAGUCAACAUGGUAAUGGAUUCUUUCAGGUUUGGAGCCAAGUUUGUGACCAUUGCAGUACGCUACGCAGUGGGACGGCAACAAUUUGCUCCCGCAGGCGACAAAACUGGAAAAGCAGAGGAAACUCAAUUAAUAAACUAUCCUUUGCAUCAGUAUCGCGUGCUGCCACAUCUGGCAGUUGUUUACUUGAUUUCGCCGGUUGCGUUCAACCUCAUGGCCACAUAUCAUUCAACCUUGGACCAGCUUUUCAAGGCGUCGUCUUCGGGCGACAAGAAACAGCUAGGGCCUGUGAGCUUGAAGCUGAAAGACUUAUUUAUCGAUAGCGCCAGUUUGAAAGCUACCAAUACAUGGCUGGUAGCCACGGCAAUCGAUGAAUUGCGGCAAGCAUGUGGCGGUUUAGGCUAUUCGGCAUAUAACGGGUUCGGCAAGGGCUUCAGUGAUUGGGUUGUUCAGUGCACAUGGGAAGGCGACAACAGUAUCCUGUCGCUGACUUCCGCCAGAAGCAUCCUCAAGAAAUUCACAGACCUCUCCAAGGGCAAAGUACAGGAAUCGCAGUCGUUCAAGUACUUGUCGCCCAGCUUUGUCACUCAGGUAUUGAGAGGCUCUAAGAGCGCCCAGAUUCGGUCUCUCGAGGACUAUAUUGAGGUUUGGGGGAUCAUGCUUGUCAAGAUAUUACACUACUGCGUCGAUCUUGUUUCUAAGACCAAGAACACGGACUCUAUCUCUAAACACCUCAUCAUGAUCUCGCGGUUCCAUGCCUUCCACACCAUGCUUCAGGCUUACUACGAGAAGCUCAAAUCCCCCGAAGACUCGCAUGUUUCCGAUCAGGAAUCCCAAAAGAUGCUAUGGAAUCUGUUCCGUCUCUUUUCGCUUUACUUCAUUGACAAGCACUCGGGCGAGUUCCUGCAAUUCAAGGUGUUUACCCCAGACCAGAUCCAGACCAUUGUGCAACCCCAGCUGCUAGCUCUUCUCCCAGAAAUCCGCAAAGAGUGUAUCGCCCUCACUGACGCCUUUAAAUUGCCAGAUGCGAUGUUGAACGCUCCUAUUGGUUACUAUGACGGUGACAUUUACAAUAACUACUACGCGGAGGUGCUCAAGAACAAUCCACCAGAGGCUCCUGGUCCAGGCAAGCCCAACUAUCACGAGGUCCUUACCACGAUGCUCCGGAGGGAUUACGAACCCGAGGAAAAUCUUGCAAAGCUGGGGAAGUAA